Aspergillus chevalieri is the source of this 1200-nucleotide messenger RNA. RefSeq names its product F-box domain protein. NCBI's taxonomy places the organism in Eukaryota, Fungi, Ascomycota, Eurotiomycetes, Eurotiales, Aspergillaceae. The transcript is spliced from 2 exons. The record is from RefSeq and is a predicted model, not a curated record. Bases 1 to 1200 code for a protein of 399 amino acids.
AUGCAUCCGACCUCGCCCUGCCAAAUCCAUCUCCCUACUGAAGUCAUCCUCCUGAUCGUCUCCCUCGCCGCUACUAAUGCAGACAAUGAUGCGCAACGUCAAAGAACCAUGCACACCUGCUGUCUGGUUUCCCGCCAGUGGUACUCGGCAGCGGUCGCAUUCCUCUACGAAAAACCGCGGCUGGACAGAGGCAGAGCGUUUUACAAAUUCACCGACACAAUCAGCCCGCCUGUCGCGGCGCGGAAGAGCAAGAUGAAUCUGGGGAGUAUGGUUCGGAAGUUGGAUCUGAGCUGUCUCGUGCACCAUAGUAAAAAUAGUUUGACGGCGAGGUUGCUUGGGAAGGUGAAGGAGAAUCUGGAGGUGUUUAUCGCGCCCAGUGUUACUUUUGCAGUCAACUGCCUCCCGGCCCUAUCCAAAUGUCACAACCUCCGACACCUCGACCUCUCCCUCGUCGGCGAACCCCUCCCUUUCGCUAACCUCAAGAAGGCACUCAGCAGCCUCACCAAACUCCUUACCCUCCGGCUCCCCCGCUCCACUUCCCUCGAUGAAUUCCAAGCUCAAGCAUCCCAAUUGGCAUCCUGGCCGCCGCGGCUCUACCGUCUCCAAUUCAGCGGCUCAUUUUCGGCCACCGCAGUCCUAUCUUUUGCCUGGCCUCCUUCUCUCACGUCGUUGACGCUGAAAAACUGCUCCGACCUCUCGGUCAACAAUCUCGGCUCUCUAAUAAGCAACCCCCACCUCGCAACCUCACUUUCGCGCCUCACAAUAUCCGGCUCAAACCGCAAUCUCUCACCAGAAUCGAUAAACGCCAUUCCGGCCUUCCUCCCCGGACUUAACUUCCUCAGCAUCCCCGGCGACCUGGUCGAAGAAUCCUUCUUCGACAUGCUCAACUACAUGGUCCCGCCAUUGACACUUGAAGUACUCGAGUUUGGGAAUCCGUUCUUCGAAGCGACGCUGGGGUUCUCGACGGCAGCCCUUGUUGAAAGUUUUGCGACGGGUUUGGGUAAUUUGAGGGCCGUGGGGUUUGCGGAUACGUUUCUAACCGAGCAGAGGAUUCUGGAGGACGAGGAGAUUGAUAAUGUUUUGCAGAGGAGGAUUAGGGAGAAGUCGAAGCCCGCUUUGCAGGCUGCAAAUGGAGAUGGGGUGGUUGACGAUUAUGAUAAUGACGAUGAUGACCCUGAUGUGGGUGUAUAUUAUCUAUGA